AUAUAGGGCCGUAUAAGGGACGACUUUGCUGUGAAGACUAUCAUCGAUGAGCUGAACAAGUUCCGAGGACAGUGCGGACUACUGAUUAGCUAUGAUACGAUCAGUGUGCCCCUGGUUUACACCCAGGUAGUUACCCUGGCCGUGUACUCAUAUUUCCUUACCUGUUGCAUGGGUCAGCAGUGGACAGAUGGCAAAGUCGUCGGCGGCAGCAGCUACCUGAACAAGGUGGAUUUGUAUUUCCCAGUGUUCACCACGCUGCAGUUCUUCUUCUACAUGGGUUGGCUGAAGGUGGCCGAGUCCCUGAUCAAUCCCUUUGGCGAGGACGACGACGACUUUGAGGUAAAUUGGAUGGUGGACCGCAAUUUGCAAGUUUCGUAUUUAAUUGUAGAUGAAAUGCACCAUGAUCAUCCGGAGCUACUGAAGGACCAGUACUGGGACGAGGUGUUUCCCAAUGAGCUGCCCUACACCAUUGCUGCGGAACGGUUCCGCGAGAAUCAUCCGGAGCCCUCGACUGCCAAGAUCGAUGUGCCGAAGAACGCGGCCAUGCCCUCGGGCAUGUCAUCUGUGCGAAUCGACGAAAUGGUUGGUAACAAUGGCAACGUCGCCUCUGGGUCGAAGCCGAUUGGCACUGAGCAGCCGCCGCAAGGGGCAACCAUGCAGACAGUUACUUAUGACCUUUCCAAGGCUGCGCCAGACGAGGAGGUUAGAAUCAAAACGUUGGCAGCAUUCACUAGCGACUCGAAGUAUUGGCACCAACUAAUCGGCUAUCUUAACUAAAUGUACAUUCAUGGCGUGGCGG
Drosophila navojoa is the source of this 799-nucleotide messenger RNA. RefSeq names its product bestrophin 1 (gene Best1). Lineage: Eukaryota; Metazoa; Arthropoda; Insecta; Diptera; Drosophilidae. Gene Ontology annotation, molecular function: chloride channel activity. The record is from RefSeq and is a predicted model, not a curated record.